Ipomoea nil (Japanese morning glory) is the source of this 922-nucleotide messenger RNA. RefSeq lists its product as uncharacterized. Gene Ontology annotation, molecular function: enzyme inhibitor activity. The coding region runs from base 88 to 738 and encodes 216 amino acids. The record is from RefSeq and is a predicted model, not a curated record. The transcript has a single exon. NCBI's taxonomy places the organism in Eukaryota, Viridiplantae, Streptophyta, Magnoliopsida, Solanales, Convolvulaceae.
UCCACCGGAAUUAAUGCUGGGCGCACGUUCCAAAGAGUUUUUAUUUUGUCUUGGUAAACUGUAACCACAGCAUUUUAAUUAUCAUUAAUGAUAAUAACUCCACAAUUUCAAUUUCAAUGGGAUUUUCAUACGCUCUAUGAUCGUAUAAAUUGUCAGUUCCAGACUUCCAGUGAAGCAAUUAACUACUGUACAACGUAUCCGAUAAUGGCGAAGUGGAAUUUCAUUGCUAUUCUAUUCCUCGCUCUCGCGAAUUCUUUCUCGGCAACAAUGGCCGCCGAAAACGACACGAAUUUGAUGCUGUGGGGGUGCUCUGCCUCCACGAACCGCGAGCUAUGUCUGACGCUCCUCAGAUCAGACCCUCGUAGCUUCGGCGCCAAGGGUUACACAGAACUGGGCAAAAUCAUGGUCGAGUUCGCAUUGGCCAAAGCCGAGGAAACUCUGUCGUUCGUUACAUCGUCGGCGAAUAAAACCACCGACAAAGCUGUCGGCACGAUCCUCGGCGUUUGCCACCGUCUCUACGACCGCAUCAUACGCGAGCACAUUCCGAAUGCCAUUGAGACCUCGACGGAGAGCGAGGAAUCGGCUACCCGGAUAGUGGGCGAUGCGGUUUUGGACGAGGAGAAUUGUGAAAAGGAGUUUAGUAGGAACCAUGUUAAAUCUGUGUUGACUCGGAGGAACAAUGAUUUCGGUGACAUUGCUGUGUUAGCCCAGGAGCUAUGGUUUCUAGUCUGGGGUUGAAAUUUGUAUACUCGCACAAGAGAGGUUAAUUAACUAAUACACACCUUCACUUUCUAUAAUGAUUGAAGGUUAUUAUCAUCACCAAAAAGAAAAAUGAGAACUUUAAUUUAUUGAUGCAGGGUAUAUAAUAUGAUUGUAUUGAAAUUUCUUUAUACCAUUUCAAUUUGUUUUGGUUAUAAUUUAA